AUGGGGAAGCCUGUGUCUGCAGUUCUUCUGAUCCUGUUUGCAGUGAUGCUGAUGGGCACUGGGGCCAAAAAUGUAAGCUAUCUCUUUUUUAUCCUGCUGAUAUGACAUUAUGCAGAAAAUAUCAGAUUCCAUUAAACCAACAGCAGCAACUCUAAUCUGCACAGCUCUUGCCUUUUUCUUAAAUCCUUCAUGUUUUUAUUUAGUUCAUGUAAUGACACAAUGACUCAACCUUGUUUGAAGCUUUUUAAGGAUUGUAUUGUUGCUUAUUCAACAGUAUCGCAGGGUGCAACACAUGCAGCAUCAGUAGAGUUUAGUUUCUCAUUAUUUCUUCGCUAAACUAAACCUGAUGCUCUCCCAGCGAGUCACUGUUUAUAGGAGACGAGCGUCUUUCUAAAACAGAGUGUUUCCUGUUGCGUUUAGCGUUCGCACCAUUCAUCCUCACAGCCUUUACUUUGAUAUACAACCCUGUGGUCUGUUUGCAACUGUAGUGUCUAUGCCUCUCUGCAAACAUCUCGUAUCCUGAAGAGAUGCACGUUUCUCACAGUCUGUUUGCGCAUGUUGUGUACAAAAUCCUUCAGAUGGCUAUGUUGGUGGGCCUUUUAAUAGAAGGUCAUUGAAAAGGGACAGAAUUUAAAAGGGAAACAAGCUGCCACAAGGGAAAGCAGUAAGAACUAUUGACCAGUUAUGAUGUUGCUCUAAAUAAUGUUAUAAUUUAUUAGACUGAAACAGAAAUAAUUAACUACAGAGCUCAGCUUAAAUGAGUAAACCCCUUUGGAGUUGUCUGAAAACCUUUAGUUUCCUUUCAAAACCAACAUUUUCUAUGUCAGGUUAUACAACAAAAUACUCCCCCAAAUGUUGGCCAUUGAUUACACCAAGAUUUUUUAAGUUGCAUACAAAAAAUGAUUUUUUUUUAUUUUUUUCAAUGUAAAAACAGGAUGCAAAAGUGAGUACACCCUAAUCAAAGUUCUAGGAGCAAAGCUAAAUUUUAGUAACCAUAUUACCUUUAUUUUAAUCUUAUGGUGAAUAAAAUGUGAUGUUAAACUCAGCUUUGUCAACAUUUUGGAAAUUGUACUUUUGCUCAUUUAGAUAUUGAGUAAUAUAUUACUUUUGAUAAGGGGUGUACUGACCUUUGCUGGGUACUGUAUAUGCAGCACAGAUACCGUUACACUUCCAACACUGUUAUAGCAAUAGCAAAGAAGAUCCCCUUCUUAUUGAAUAAAGAUAAGCAUUAAAUGAAUAUCUGGUGUAAUUAGCUUCAUCUUAUUAUCAUUUCAUGUGUUUUAAGAAUUUAAAAACAGUAAAAAUACCACAAUCAAAACACCUAGUUUCAAAAUACAGUAUAUAACUCAUAGUGCUAAGCCUGUUUUCUGUUCUUCUUUUUUUUUCCACAAAGGUUUGUUGAAUCUGAAAUGUAAUGCAUCUCAAAUGACUUGGCAAAAACUUAUAAUGGUUCAUUAUAUCAGAAGAUGAAAGCCUAUGCUAAUCUAAUUCAGUCCAAAGGCGAUCCAUUUUGUGACUUUCUCCCUUUUUUACUGUGUUUGCAUCAAUUAACCUUUCACUCUGAGGAUAAGCAGUGGUGUUACAGCCCUCAAAUUUAAAGCCACCGUGUUGAGCAGAGACACAGGAGGUAUUAGCUCGUAGCACUGGAGAGUUAUAGGUGUUGUUUGGGCAAAUUGCUUCUAUAAAUCCCCUACAAAUCCCUCCAAAGUAAACUUUCUCCCCUGUGGUAUAACAGUUUAUUGAUUAACACCAUGUUUGUAAAAGCAGCGAUUUAUUGUGUACAAUUUGGAUCACUGAAAUGGGCAGACUGCCCUCAGUGUCUGUGCUUCCAAUCUGCGGGAUGAAACUUUGUGGAGUUUGUUCAUGUUCAGAUGGACAAGUUUGUUUAGUUUCUGCAUGGUCGGUGGUUAUGAAUAAUUCAAUCCGCUGACGGUAGUAUAGGAUGCAUGUUUUUCUUCUUGACCGGUGUGACACCCUUUGUUUGCAAUUUAUCUGUUACCGUGUAUUUCUGAUCGAACGAUGUAACUUCUUCUUCUCAGUGUGUGUGCAAUGGAAAAUCAAGAUGUCACUGUGAAGGAGUGAAAGGCAGUAAGGUGAGUGUAUAAUUUACUUUCUGUGAAAAACACAUGGUUUAUCAUGAUUUAAUUUAUGCUCAUAGAGGUUAGCAAGCCUUUGUUUUUAAAAUAUUAUCAGUUUUCUGUCAGUAGUCUUUGACAGAACAGAUUCUUGUGUUGAUUCAAAGCUGAUACUCAAGGCUUAGAGAAAGUCCAAUGACCCGUGUUAGUGUUUGCCAAUUUUCUCACCAUUUCUCCUCCACUCUGAUUGUCCAUUAAAUGAGUUGUAUUUGUCAACCAGUAGACAACCACCUGGGAGAGCUCUAAAAUUGGUUGAAGCUAAAGUUUUGGCUUUAACAAGGGUAGCUGUCAUGCUGUCAAUGAUUUAUACAGUAUAUAAGUAAACCAUGUGAGACCUUCUGAGUGCUUGUUUGAGCUCCUUUGGCAUUUUAUUUAUUAAACUUAAGACUUGUAUUUUAAAUAUGUAGAAAGAAAUAUCCACUGGUAGGACUCCAAAACUGAAACAGCCACAUGCAGUUCAGCUGACUAUAUUAAAAUUGUUUACAUGUGCUUUAACUGUAUCAUAUAAGUCUUUUCUAUGUCAUGUCAGGUCGGUAAAUCUUGCUUUUAACAUCUUGAAGUCAAGUGUCGAGUGUCACAGUGUCAAGUAGGUUUUAGGUUUUAUUUGGCCUAUUUCAGAAAUCUUUCAUUAAAAUUUACUUUGUCAAGAGAGACCGUCACAAGAAAUGGCACAUCGUCGGUCGAAAGCAGGUGAAACCCAGCUUUGGACUACAAACAGUCUUGUAUACAUUCAGUUGAUAACUUUAUUGACCAACUUAGGAGCAUUAGGAAGUGAACAAAGUCUGCAAAGUGAAAUUAGUCAGGGCAUUUCUAGUCCAAACAACCUGCUUAUAACAGGUUUGUCUACAGCAGUAAUAUUUGACUUUAUGAAGCCAUGAAGACGAAUGUUUUUAGCGAAAUAUGUGAAUAUCAGCUCCUGGUACAGGCUCUCUUGAUAUCAUGCAUCGACUACUGCAACUCCUUACUGGCAGACCUCCCUGCAUGCACAGUCAAACCUCUCUCUUCAAACCCAGUCCAACCCAACCUCACUCACCAGACUCUUCUCCUCUGUUGUCCCCCGUUGGUGGAAUAAAUUAUCACACUCUUAUCAGCUCAACAGAGUCCCUUUCCAUGUUUAAGGAAAAGCUAAAGACUAAGGUCUUUAGGGAACACCUGUGAACUUAAGUUUGGUUCUUCUCCAUCGUAGCUGCCAUUGCUAAAUUGACUUAUACAACCUCUUUGCUUUAAACAGUCCCCUUCUACUUCUGAGACACUUAUUGGUCCAGUUCUUUGUGAAAAACUUUCUAACUUAGAGGGUUUGGCAUUUAUGGUUAUGGUGUUGUGUAUAUUGGUCAUGAUGAUGAUGAUGAUGCAAUUUAUAAAAACUUCCUUGAAACUCCACAACAUCAUUAUGUCCAACUAGAGGCAGUUUUUGGCACUUACUCAUGUUUGGUCCUUCUGUUUAGAUUGUUGCUCGUGUUUUAUUUACUCUUAAAUGUACGUCGCUUUGGACAAGAGCAUCUACUAAAUGACUUUUUAACAUUAUAACAUCUGCUCUUAUUGGCUCCAUGCUGUCUCAUUCAACAGCAGGGAUUUUAAACAGCAGUCCUCUGGUAGUAUUUGAGCAUUCAGCAGCAUUUCAACAAACAUCCAGUGAACUCUUUGUAUCCCUAAAGGCACUGUGAGAGGUUUUUAACUGGUUGAGAAACAGGCUAAGACUGAUACUGUUGUCUUUUUAUGACCUUCGAAAGCAAAUAAGACCAUCAGGAAUGAGACUGAUGUGUCCUUUCCUGAAACUGCUGUGAGACCAGAUGGCAUCAGGAUGAAACAGCUGUCUUUUUUACUUUUUUUCUGGUAUAUACUUGCAGUGAGUGAUACAUUUCACUGUUGCAAGAAAAGAAUGAUGAUUUUUUUAGUUUGAAAAGACUACUAUCACAUGGACAAAAUAAGAGGUAUCUCUUCGUGUACAGAGGGCACCAAAAGUGAGAGAAACCAAAAGUUCCUAAGAUGACAGAUCUUUAUUUUGAAACUUUAGACAACCUUUUUUGGAAAAAACGUUCUGUUAUUGUUUUGUAUGGUCUGCUGCCAACUUGUGCCUUUUCUUUACCUGUGCCUGUCUCUAAUCAUACACAGGGAGAGAAAGGUUCUCCAGGAGAAAGAGGUUUCCAAGGGGCCUCAGGUCGUCCAGGAUCAGAUGGCCAUGCUGGGCCAAUGGGACCAAAGGUAUGAUUUCUUUAUCUUGAUCACAAGCAGAUUUUAUGACCCCAAAAUUUAUCACUGAUUUCAGAGGACAAUUUUUCCUUUUUUAGAUACUAACAUUUUAGUUAUGCUGUGUUAAUUUAUUUGUGACAGGGUAAUAUUGGAGCUGUAGGACCUGUGGGGCCAAAAGGCGACCCGGUAACGAAACUCUGCUCCUUGAUAUCUCUUUGGUUGUUUAAGUAUCUUUAUGCUUUAAAUUACUUGUGUAAAAUAUUUAUUUGGAUGUGUAUUGGAAGAGUGCAAACAUAGCAGCUGCCUUGAAAACUCUCUGUGGAGCCCUUGUUGGCUUUCAGAUCAAAAUCUUGUUUUGAUUCUCUGAUUUUAGGGGCCUGAGGGUAAAGACGGGUUUGCCGGAUCUUAUGGUUUACCGGUAAGAUGUUUUAUUCUCUGUAAUACAUUUUUGUUUGCUUGUAUGGGAGCAUAUACCUACGUAUGUCAAUCAAUUCUGUUGAUAAUGUCUUUCAGGGUGUUCCGGGUUUACAAGGGCCUCCAGGACCCCAAGGGGCCUCAGGCUGCAAUGGAACAGAGGUCAGAGAAACACACAUUUUAGUGUCUGUAAAGUUUUAGAGUUUUCACUGGUUUCUCAGUGAGCUUAUAAGGUCACUCUUCUUUCUGUCUUUAACCCUAAAAUACCUGAAACCACAAAUUAUGGCCAGAAAAGUAAAAUGUUUUGGAGCUGAAAUGUUUAUUUCACUUACUAUUGAAAACCAAAAAAUUAGAAAAUGUCCUUAAAAUUUUACAAAUAUAUAUAUUUAUUUAUUUAUCUUAUUUGAUACAUCAGAUGUUUUUGGAAACUGAUAAACCACAAGAGGACAUUUUUAUCAUUUAUCGGACUGUGUUAAGAUGUUUUUUUAGUAAUUUGUUGAUCAUAUUGAUUGAUAGAAGUAUUGUAUCAAAUAUGAUACAAAAGACAAUAAAGGGUUAAAAAAAACUCAGUGUAGUUUCUGUAUGUACAUUCAGGGAGAAGUUGGACUUCCUGGUAUUUACGGAGCCCGUGGCGCUGAUGGACAUCAAGUAAGGCUCAAUAUCAAGAGAAUUUCUAUCAGUUUUAAAACUAUAAUAACAUUCACUGUUUUGAUUUGUUAUAAGUCUUCAACUGUUGUCUAAUUUUCUCGAUUAUGUAGUGUCUUAACAGCCAUCAAGGCAGAUGUCUAAAAGCUGCUAAUCUCUGCUUUGCAGGGUUCACCAGGCCCGCGUGGACACAAGGUAACAAACGAAUGUCUCACCAUCACAGGCCCAGCUGUUUUUUUUUUCUUCAGUGAAAGGGUGAAACUGCAGAACUGCUCAGCAAUCACUGCUUUUAAGACAUUUGCUAGCUUCAUCAUGAUGCAUCAAGUACAAGAAAUAACAUGACACAGCAGCAGCAAGUGUCCUCUCAGCCUCCCCGAACUCCCAGAGCUAAUUUUGUACUUAAUCCAUGUGAGACCUAUAACUUGUUUAGGACUUUUUUUAUUUGAGUGUGGUUUUCCUUCUGUACAGUCUGUCCCUUAUAUUUUUCUGCUCACCCUCACAUCUGAUUCAAGAGUUAAGAAACCUUCUUGGAUCAUGCUUUCAUUCAUAACUUUUUUCUAUAAAUACAGUCAAAACUUGAGGAAGAAAUUCUACUUCAGGUUAACAGUUCUGUAAAUAAUCAGCUCGGAUUAUGCAGCGACUUACAGGAGAAGCCGCCCAGGUGCUGAAUAUACUCAUUGUAAAUCUGAGCACGUAGAUGCAUGUCGUGUUCGCAGAAACAUAAAGAUGAGUUGUGAAAGCUAAUGCAGAGCCUGCGGACUACUAGUACAUCGCACCUUCGCACAUUGUAUUCCAAGAACAACACCUUCCCCUCGACAUUACAGUAUUUCAGCUGUUUCUAACACUGGAUUCUGUACUCUUAGGAGCUGAAACUUAAAGCAAGCUCUCUCUCUUCUACAGGGUGAAUCCAGGCUGUCAUUGCAUCCAUCACCAGGGACACGUGGACCCCCUGGGAGGGAUGGAGACCCGGUAACAAUGACAUGAUAGAAUUGCGAACACUACAUCUCGCCUUGUACAAAAUCUUCCAUUGCGGUUCAUGACACCAUCAAUUUGUAUCUCAGGGGGAUCCAGGUGUCCGAGGAGAGUAUGGACCAGCAGGUGAUCAAGGAUCACCAGGCGCUGUUGUCAGUAAAGUUAUUGAUCGUCCUGCACAAUGUCAGUAUAGCAUUCUGGGAGUGAUUGUGAUGGCUGUUAUAUCUGUCUGAACAGGGGUUUCCUGGAGGUCGGGGGGGUCCAGGGUCUAAGGUAAUUUCAGAUUAGUCUUUAGAUUUGUGCAUGAAUGUGGAAGUUGGAGUAUUUUCUAUUUUCUGUCUGUUUAAAAAUUCAUCAUCAGCAGAUUUACCCUGCCCAGGAAAGUGGCAGCAUUUCCCAGCCGUUCUCAUUCCCUUAAAGUGCCCUCUUUGGAGGAGCAGUGUUUUGGGAUGUAUUGUGCACAUCUGCCAUGUUGUUGCCCCCUGGUUCUGUGUGAAACUCCUCUACACACAUGAGCUGUGGUGAUAAGAUAAGGAGGAAUAAAAACAAUCUCAACCAGUUGGUGCGAGUUAGUAGGAACUCAAGUAUUGAACGUAAGGACCUGACUGCAGCCAAAGUUGGAAAAAAAAGUUAGAAACACGCAGAAUGUUUUGGGAAAGUCUGGGAGAUCUGAUUAUACAAACAAGUUGCAAGUUUUUUCCAUCCUCCAGGGUCAAGAAGGAACAGGAGGUGUCCCAGGACCUCGUGGGCUACAGGUGAUUUUUUUAUUUUUUAUUUUUUAACACAUAACCAUAAUAAGAUAGAUAGUGCCACUUCUUAUGAAUACCUGUUUCUAACCAGAUGAAAUCUCCUCAAAUAAAAACAUGCUCAAAAAAUAUAUCUCAAUUUGUGUCAAUGCAGGGCAGACGAGGACCACUAGGCCCCCCAGGACCACCAGGUCGAAUCAAAGAGUUUUUCUCUGAGAGUCGUUCGUUAAAGGUACAGUAAAAGACUUUGAGCAAGUCACUGGGGAUGCUAUCUAUUCUCAUCAUUAAAGGGGGCAAUGCUAUGCUAAUGCUAUGCAAUGCUAUUGCAUUAUACAGUAAAACGAGUGAUUCUAAGCAUUAUGCGGCAUUAUCAUGUCUUAAAUCUUUGUAUAAGCGUAGCAUAGCAUGAAUAAACCGUCAUAUUUAUUGUGGUUGAUCAGCUUUUGUGUGUGUUUGUGUGCGUGUGUGUGUGUGUGUGUGAGAGAGAAAGAGAGAGAGAGAGAGAGAGAGAGAGAGAGAGAGAGAGAGAGCACAGGAGGCGACAUGUCUCACACUUGGUUUGAAUUUUCACACAUCAAAACAAACAUGAGUCCAACAGUGAAAUAUUUCACAAGAUUUAACUGUUAUCGAAAAUGUUUCACCGGCUGGCUUCACACCUCUGCUUUAAAGUCACGGUUUAAAAUACUUGCUAAAAAAAAAAAAUACUGAUCUCUCCUCAUAAAUAGAACAAGGACAAAAGAGAAAGAGAAAAGAAGCUCAUUUUCGGUUCAGUAUAGUUAACUUAUGCCAUGUCUAGUGCUGAAUUGGAAAUGAUUAUCUGACAGAUGCACUAUGAUAAAGGUCAUAAGAGCAUUAAAGAUACCUGUACCCAUCCUCUCUGGACUGCUCAUGUCCACAGUUUUUGACAUAUCUUGAUCUUGAUCUUGCGAAUCAAAAAUUUUAGCAGCUGCAGGUUCUGGACAUAGAGGGUUUAAGACAUCACUUCACCACUGCUUAACUUACAACUGGGAGGAGUGAUGAGGUUAGAGCAUAGAUACAGAGGACAGAGAAAUUUCUGCUGCUGCAGUAAAGAGUUCAAAUAAAACACAAGCUAUCUGACUGAACUUAAGUUUCACUUCCACACAGGGUGAAAAAGGAGAUCAUGGAGAAAAGGGCUGCAAGGGUGCAAUAGUGAGUUGCUUUUUGAAAUAAUUCAUACUAAUUACUUUACGGUAUCACAUUACAAAUACUAGAAAUAUUUACCUGUUUUAAUCUUUAAUUCUCCAAAUCUUAUUUUACAGUCUUAGUACUGUACAUUUGCUGUAUCUCACUUCAUCUUUUCAUUCUAUCAAUCACCUCUCAGGGAGACCCUGCUUAUGGCUACAGCACUAAAGGGGUCAAAGGAGACAGAGGACCAGAGGGUCCAGAAGUAAGAUCACUCAUGUUGAUUGAUCAGACUCCUCUAACUCUUGAGACUGUGUUUCUGAUGUUUCUGUGCUCAUGUGAUUUGUGUUGAAAAACAAAAACUUUUUGUGAUUUCUUUGACUGUUGUAUUCUAUUGUUUCUUCUCAAAAUAUGUUUCCACUUAUUUAAAUUUCCUUUAUAGGACUGGCAGUCUAUAAAAGCAAUAGCUCAGUAACAGGGAUGAACAGCAGAGGGCACUAAUGCAGCAUCAAAGUCAAUCUAGUUUCCUGUUUAACAGGAAAGGGAAGAGGACAAAGAAAGAACACAGCCACUACCUUUUUUUAUUUUGGUUAUUUGUUCAUUUGCUUUUUUAUUUUUAAGUAACUAUUUCUUGGAAGUUAUCAUGAGCACAUGAACAACUUCAGCAUGACUCUAUUUUUUUAAAACUACUGUAGAAAUUGUGCCUCGCUUUAACUUUUAAUUUGUCUUUACAGGGAAGGCUGGGGAAGGAGGGUGACCCUGGAGCACUUGGAUCUCAGGUAUUUCACUUUGUAGAGUUGUUGUGUUACUAAAUGCAUUGUAUGCCUUUGAAUACACUAUAGUUUUUUUUUUUUUUAGGGAAGGCCUGGCUAUAGAGGUGAUCCGGGAUAUCCAGGGACACAGGGAGAGAUGGUCAGUAAUCCGUCAGUGUCAGGAACAACACGGUCUUAGGUGGAUGUGUAGAUUUUAUACUGUUUCAUCACUCUUUGACUGUUCGUUGUUAUAUUUAGGGUGAAAAGGGGAAUAGAGGUCCCCCUGGUCCACCUGGAGAUGUGAGUCUUUUCAUUUUUUUACACUCAGAUUUUUUUUGUUAUUUUUCAGUUUCUGACUCACUCAGAAAGCCAGUUUUCAUUUCUGAAACAGUUUACCUUUGGAUACAGCUGCAGGAGUCUUUUUCAUGCUUCCUGGUGUUUUGUUUACAGAUCAGGCAUGGGCCGGAGCCUCUCAAAGGCUACCAUGGAGAUCCUGGCCCUCCAGGCCAACGUGGGCCUCCUGGGCGCCAAGGUAUACUGACAAAAGAGGCAGAAGAUGUCACGUUUUGGCAUUAAACAAAAAGGAAAAGGACCCAAAUGCAGGGUGACAAAAACUUACUGAGAAUGUCCAACAGAAAAUUUUCCAAAGGCAAAAAACACAAGCGGUAAAAUCCAAGGAACAAAAAAAAUCACAGGAGACUCACUGGGAACACAUAUACAUACCAUGCACAGAAGCAUUGACACACAGAAAGAAACAGGGGAAGACAGGGACUUUAAAUACACAGGGAAACGAGCAACGAGAGGCAGGUGAGACACUGAGACACAGGUGCAAACAAUCACAGAGGAGUGAAAACAGGAAGUAAAACAAGACUAGAAACAAAGGGAAUAAACUACUACAAAAUAAAACAGGAAACACUUCAAACUGAUAAUGAAUAAAACUGAGAACAAGAGGGAACUGGGGUCAGACACAAACUGAAAACUCACAAGAUAGGACUACAGGGGAACAGGAACACUCGGGCACAGAAACACUGGGAAAAAUCAUAAAGAAAAUACACUCAAAGGACCAAAACCAGAGGAAACUAAAUACCAGAACAUAUAUCAUGACAGAAGAAAGUCUAAGUUUUGUUUUUGACAACAUUAUUUGUCAAGAAAUAACACUGUUUACUUGUACUUUUCAGGUGUUGCGGGGUUUCCUGGACCGGAUGGCCCUCCAGGUCUGAAGUGAAGAAAUAAAUUAACCAUUUUAUUUUUAUCUUUAUUAAUUAUCACUCAGACUUUAUUAGAAUUAUGGAGAACAGAAAUAAUUUUGUUUCAGCUAAAUCUGUUCUUGUGUCUGACUUGGAAUUUUACAGGACAGAUUUCUGGGGGUUAUGUGCCAGGUCCACAGGGUCCCCGUGGGUUUCCAGGCCCAAAAGGAGAUCCUGGGGACCCAGGACAUCGUUAUGCUACACUUCCAGGUCUGGAUGGAGAUCCUGGUGAUCAAGGGCCUCGUGGGGAUCCUGGCCCACCCGGACCUCCUGAAGACAGAAGUGUGUGCUAACUUUCUUCUUAAGUGAACGAACCAAACUGUGGGAACUUUUCCUAAAUCUGCUGUAACUAUUGAUGCUGCAUCUGCUUCCUGAUCCUAUAACUGCAGUGUUUAUCUCAAAUACCGUUCUAAUUUCAAAAAUAAAGUUCAUGGCUUUGAGUGUUUUAAGUUGUGUAAACCUUAGUGUUGUGUUUGACAGUAUGUGAAGCAGUCAGUUUGUUGCGCAGAAACAGAAGUAUUGACUCAAUCCAAUGGAAAAGCUCAUAGUUCUUUGUGUACAUAUGUUGAUUUAGUACUGAAGAAAAAGUUUUUGGUAUAAGUGUGGUUAUGUUGGAAAAUCAUAAACAGACUGAUGGACGUUGUUGUUUUUCUUGUAGCUAACAGAGUCACCAAGGGUCUUCCAGGAAUGAAGGGAGUAAGGGGGCAGCCUGGAGACCCUGGAUAUGAUGGGACAUUUGGAAUGAAAGGUGGGGAACUCAUAUGCGAAAACACAUUUUUACAAUUUUGUGACCUGCAUUACUUUUUCUGGAACAGCUCGAUCAAGUUCAGUUCAAGAAAACAUUACAUUAUGCAACAAUUCUGAGUUUCAUAAAAACACUACGGUUCUUCUGUACAGGAGAAAAAGGGGAGCCUUGUUAUGACUGUUACACAUCUGGAUCCCCUGGACCACCUGGUCCACCUGGUCCACCUGGAAGACCUGGUAAAACCACUGUCUGUUAAAAAACACACAGACUUCAGCUUCUUUGCCCUUAAAUUAAAUAAAGUUUCAUGUGUCAUUCUUGUGCGUACAGGUGUUUUUCAAAUCAGUAACAAAUCUAUUUUAUAAUGUAUUUGACCAGGUAUUAAUCAAGGACCAGGUGCUAAAGGUGAUCCAGGCUUCCCAGGACCAAGAGGUCCACCAGGAAUCCCAGUAAGAGAGCAUGUUCAGAAAGGAGGACGGUUGUUGUGUUAUCUGUUUUGUGUUUGUUAUUUUGUAAAACUUAAAAGAUAAUCUCUCCUAAAGGGACCUCUUGGUGAAACUGGAUAUCGAGGCCCUCCUGGACAAAAGGGGGACCCUUCUACUCACACCGCCCCUGGGAUUAAGGGAGAAACAGGAGACCAAGGACAACCAGGAAGACCUGGUGCAGAUGGCCGCCCUGGGUUUCCUGGUCCACCUGGUCAUAAAGGCCUACAAGGACCUCCAGGGGACUCAGUGAGAAAGAUUUAACAGUCUUCCUUAAACUUGUUCAGUUUUCAUCUAUGUGCUACAUCAUACAACAUGCAAACAUUUUUUUUUUGGUUUUAUGUCUCUGUAGUAUCCCUACCAAGGAGGAGAGGGUGACCGUGGUUUCCCUGGUCCACCAGGGCCUCAAGGCAUCCCAGGACCAGUCGGCGAUCCUGGGCCAGCGGGGUAUGGGCCUGCAGGAUUCCCAGGAAUUAAGGGAGAUGUUGGAGUACCUGGCCUGCCAGGACAGCCUGGAAUUCCAGGUGAAGAAACAUAAUUACUCACUGCAAAUCAUUCGGUUCUUACCAAGACAAAAAAAAACUUGGAUUUAGAUGUUGGAUAAUUUCUCUUGUUUUAAGACUUAAUUUUCUUAUUUUAAGUGUUUGACUUUACACUAUAAUCUUAUAUCAAGCACAACUUUGUCUUUUUAGUCUCAAAUAGGCAAGAAAUCUUAAGAUGAGGAAAGUAACUGUUAAAAUAAGUUAUAUUCCAUCUUUCUUCCAAAGUCUCAUCAAAAGGAAUCUUGUUUUAAGGUUAAGUACGCCUUGUUUCAAGAUAAGCCUGCAUGGAUUGAGACAGAGUUUAGUAAUUCUUCACUAAUACUGGUUAUUUUUUCUCUAAAUUUCUAUUUUUUUUGUUAAACAUAUCUUAAUUUGGUGAAAGUAAGAAAACAUAAAAUGUAAUUGCUUAUGUUUGGUAUAUUUCACUUUUUUUUAAGGCUGUGACAAAAUUAACUUUUUAAGUUAUCUCAUCUUAAAACCAGCAUUGUCUCCUUACCUUAUACUGAUAUUUAGUACAUUUCACUUAUUUUAGGGCUGUAAAAGUUAAAUUUUAAGUAAUCUGAUCUUAAAACCAGCAUUUUAUACUUAUUUUAUACUGAUAUUUAGUAUAUUCAGUUUAUUUUGGGGGCUGGAAAAGUUACAUUUUAAGUAAUAUAAUCUUAAAACCAGCAUUUUUGGCUAACUUUGAACCUCCCAAAUACAUUUGUUGACGGGCUUAUUUCUAAAUUUAACAAUCUUCAUUCAAGAAAUCUUGUCAAGUGAAAUUAUCUUGCUACAUGGACAGAUAAUUCCCCUUGUUUUAGUACCUUCUCCCUCAGAUUUAGUGUUUUUAUCUUGUUUUUAGACCACCUUUUUGCAGUGCAACUCUUACAAAAACAGACUUGUGGACAAACAGAAAGAUAUCAGUGUCACCGCUUUUUCUCCUUUACUCACUGGCAGGCCAGAAAGGGGAAUCAAGCCACGUACAUGUUAAAGGACUGCCUGGACCUCCUGGGUUUAAAGGUCAACCUGGCAUAGAUGGGAAUCCAGGUAAGCAUGGCUGUAUGACUGGUUGAAAUACAUAUAUGGCUGAGUAGAUAACUUAUCCAAUAUCAUAAAGAGUCGAGGAUUGAAUCAUCUUUCAUACAGGCAGUGUCGGGGUGCCAGGCAACCCUGGACAGCCAGGUCCCAAAGGAGAGAAAGGAGAAAGAGGCAGUGUUACAUUUCCUGGAGGACCUGGAAUCCAAGGGCCAAAAGGUAAACCACAUGUCAAAGAAGUAAUGCAUAAAGUAAACAACUUCAUACCACUGAGACUGAAGGUUUUCAGAGGACGUUUUUGUAAUAUCAGGGGGUUUAUGACCGCCCACAGGAAUGUAAAAAAAAAAGGGUACUGAAUGUAUCAUUUUUGUUUCUGUCAAUGUUUUUGUUGAUCUGUCUUUCUUGUUCAGGUGACAAGGGGUAUCCAGGUCCCAUAGGCCUUCAUAGACGAGGUUUGCCUGGUCAGCAAGGUCCACCUGGUCCUCCCGGUCCUCUAGGACCAACGGUCAGAGACACAGACAAUGUCUUCUACAUACAUAUACUUGAUUAUGAAAACUGUCUAAUAAACAAAUAGCAUGGACGUUUUUUUCUUCUUCUGUACACACACAGACUUCUUUAUGUUAUCUGUUGUAAAACUCUGUCUUAUGCUGAGCUAACUGACCUAUGACUCGGGCGUCAUAUCUAUCAUACAGAAAAAAGGAAGGGUAACACUGCUUCUAUAGAAACAUUUCUGAUUAUAUGAAGCUUACAUGUGAGGAAAGGGAGGUUCAGGAACAGGCAGCUGUUUUUGAAUCACAGACAGCUCCCACUGAUUCUCCAUGUUUGAUGUAAAGUGAUAUGUCAUGACAGAUAUAUUCACAGCACAAUGUGGAAGUGCAGAAACAGGAAAUAUUUAAUUUAAACACAUAUGCAACAGUUAAGUGUAUGUUUAUGAUUAACAGGGUGAUGGUGGUCCUGGAUUCCCUGGACCCCCUGGACCCCCAGGGCCUCCAGGAGCAGAUGGAACCCAAGGGCCAACAGGAGAUCAUGGCUCCCCCGGCCUACCUGGGAACCCAGGACAAGACGGCAAUCCGGGAUUCCUGGGGCAAAAAGGUACAAGACCUUUAAAUGAAACACAAGGCUGUUGUCCAUGGAGGAACAGAAACACAUGUGAAGUUAAUAGCUCAACACACAAAUGCACACUCAUACACGCUUACCUGACCAACAGUGGACUAUCAGCCCAGACUGAUGAAGAGUGGACCUCUAUUUCUGGUCAUUUUAAUAAAACAACAAUAUAAUAGAUUUUUUUCUUUUGUGGUCUUUUACCAUAAUGUUACUUGAAAUGUGGCUUUUGAUGUUUUUUUUUAACUGCCAAGAGGGGACAUGGAUCCUUAAGUAAGACACACACACACACACACACACACACACACACACACACACACACACACACACACACACACACACAUUUGCAAUAUUUGUAUUGGCCUUUUAUGUACUGCUGUUUCCUGCUUUAUUCUAUGCUGCAUUCAGGGAGUAAAGGAUCUACAGGUCCACCUGGGCCACCUGGCGAUAAAGACUCUUGUAAAGGUGAACCAGGACCAAUGGGGUCACCAGGACCAGAUGGUUAUCCAGGAGAUCCAGGUCGGUUUGUAUUGAAGUCAUCAGAUGAACUUUACUGUAAAAUGUAGAGGCAUGGUAAAUUAAGAAAAUGAGCAACAAAAGGAGAUUGAAUGUCAAAUCUAAUCCUUUCUACAAUUCACAGUUCAAUAAAUUUCAACUGUUUUUCAUGUUCGAUAUAAAAGUCGUUUCUAGUUUCUUCAGCUACCCAGCUUCAUGUGGUUCCAUCUCUUUGGCUCUCCUCUCCCAGGACCUCAUGGAUCACCUGGUGAGAAGGGGAAUGUAGGUUUGCCAGGGUUUGGUCGUCCUGGUGCACCUGGUGAGCCAGGUCUCAUUGGACCAUCAGUGCCAGGUCUACAUGGGCCUCCUGGACAAAAAGGGUUAAAGGGACAAAGUGGUCGGCCUGGAAUACCAGGUAACAGAUUGAUGAUGAUGAUGAUGAUGAUGAUGAUGAUGAUGAUGAUGAUGAAUUCUCAGUAUAUUAAUGAUGCAAAUUUUAAGAUUUCAGCUUUUUCCAACAUCUUUAAAGUUUCUAACAAAUAUCUUCAUUUGAAUAAAAACAAUUGCAAAAAUACUAUGAAUGAAUUUUGAAACGGUAAUGCUUCCAUGCACAGACAAUGACAGAAUAUAUUUGAAAAUAUUUAAAUUGAUUUUAUCUUUAAAUGUUAUACUUGGACUUUUUUAGGACCAAGAGGAGACCCUGGAAUAGAUGGGAUAGCAGGAUAUGGACCUGAUGGGUUACCUGGAAUUCCAGGACCACCUGGCCAAAUAGGUAAGACACAAAAACAAACAUGCACAUUUUCAGAGAAACAAAUCACCUUUUGUCUUCUUUGUAAUAAGCAAACUUGAGUUCGCAUUAGUGACAAAAACUUAUUCAGCUCUUAUUCCAGUUCCUACAAAGCUGAGGCUUUCUGUUGGUUUUCAAUGAAGCUGUUGGCAAGUCACAGUUAUAGCUGAGAUAAUAAUCUCCACCAAUGUUUACAGGUGACCGUGGCCCAAAUGGAGCCAAAGGACACCCUGGUCCCCCAGGCAUGACAGGGGACCCCGGUCCCAGGGGUCUUCCAGGCCCUGUAUUGCCACCAAGGGAAAUACCUGGACCCCAGGGCGACCCUGGUAAUCCAGGUCAGCUGAACUGUAAACAUUUCUCGUACAAAUACAAAACACCAAUGACUUCCUGUAAGAUCGGGCUGUUUCCUGUUGGGCUGGUGUUUUAUUUUGGAUGAAUAACUUGACUUCAAACUUUGGUUGCGCUGGACUUUUUUAGGCCAAUUUGUUUAAGAUUCAAAGUCAUACUGUCUUGCUUUAAAUUCCUUCUUUCAGGUCAUCCUGGUCUACCUGGUCUCCAUGGUGACCCUGGAAAAUUGGGAUCACAGGGACAACGGGGGAGAGGGGGAGCACCAGGAGGUCCUGGACAAAGAGGUCAGACAUUUUUAAUAUACAGCACUAUGAAUCAUACACGAAUCAGGAUUUUGGUUCAUCUGAUUCCUACUUUUUCUUUUAUCGACAAUGUGGCAUACUUCAUUUAAGUGUUCUGUGAUUAUACGUGUUCAGGUCCCCCAGGUAAUCCAGGUACUAAUACAACAGCUAUGGAUGGAAGUACAGGACCGGCUGGAGCCCCAGGAGAUCCAGGAGUCAGGGGACCUCCUGGUAAAAGCCACAGUUUGCUCUAAGACUAGACACACUCAAAAAAAAAGAUAAAAGUUAUGAAGUUUUUUGGUCUUUUUUGUACAAAGUUUGCAUUUGGUUUAACUUUCCAAGGUCUAAAAGGACUAAAUGGAGAGCCAGGAUUCCCUGGAGGGACUGGUCCUCAUGGUACACCAGGUCCACCAGGCUCCAAAGGGGCACAAGGAGACCCAAGCUUUUAUGGUUCUGGACGGCCUGGACCCCCGGGACAAAAAGUAUUGAUAAAAAUAAUCAGGAACUUUUGUAGCUAAUUCAGAGAGUAAUUCUUAACCAUGAAGUUACUUUACUGAUUUAUUAUUAUUAUUAUUAUUUAUUUAUUUAUUUUUAAUUUAUUUAUUUAUUUACUGAUUUAUGAUUACUUAACCAUAAAAGUUUUUUCUCUGUUUCAUUUAUUCCUUUUACUGUCCUCAGGGUGAACCAGGAUUGGUUAGCACUUACACCAUGAAGGGUCAAAAAGGUGAACCUGGUCUAGGUGGACCCUCAGGUACACCAGGAUACAGUGGAGCCAAAGGAGACCAGGGACCUAGGGGACAGCCUGGUAACAACCACACAUCACUGAAAUAAAUCAGCCCAUGAUUUGUUGUUCAUUUUGUUUACUGUGUAAACCUCUCCACCCUGCCCCCUUUUAUUACAGGUCCACCAGGCUAUCAAGGGCCCAAAGGUUCAGAUGGUCCUCCGGGGAGCAAAGGACACACGGGACCUUUUGGACCACCAGGCAAUCUUUUUGGAAUAAUCCUUUUAAAAAUGACCUUACAUUGCUUUUUCCCUUCGAUUAUGCAGCUUAUUUUAGGUUUAAUCCAAGCCUUGUUGUUGUUGUAAUGUCUGUUUACCUCAGGUAGUCCAGGUGGUAUAGGUGUCGGUGGUCCCCCAGGUCCAAAAGGUGACCAGGGUCGAGAUGGGAUUCCUGGACCACCAGGGCAAAAGGGAGAGACUAGUAAGAGAAAUUCCGAUGCAAAUUUUCUUUGACUUUGAAAGCUUGUGCACAACCUGUCAGAAACAAAGCUUUAUGGUCUGUACAGCAUCUAUUCACUUUCUAUUCCCUGCAGUACUAACAGGAGGACCACCCGGUGUACGUGGCAUAACAGGUCCACAAGGUGAGUCUCAGGUAAACAUGUUAUCCCUUUAGAGAAUUUAGUAAACUUUUCUUACUUUUGUCAGUUUCCCUCAACUCUAAAAGGAAUUUUAUGCUUCAACAUUUGUCAAUGUCAGAUGAUUUGCUUCAGCAUCAAAGACAUAGGGUAUGUCUUACCUUACAGAGCCAUGGGCAUUUAGCGAAUGAGAGAGAGGGGCCAGCAUCAUACCUAAGAAACCAACAGGGAAAUGAUUACGGAAGGGCAACUAAACACAUACAAAAGUAGGGGGUUAAGUGUCUGAAAGGGGGAGGACAUUAGUGACACAGAUUAGAAAAGUAAAUUUAAACUGACAAUUGAAUUUUAAAGCGAUAUUCAAACCGUUUCGCUUUUGAUGAUGGCUGUCCAAGUCAGUUAAUUUUUUUCUUCUGUAGGUCCCCCAGGAGACCCUGGUCCCUCCUCACCCAACUGCUUUCCUGCACCACCUGGACCAACAGGAGACAGAGGAGAUCCAGGUCCACCUGGUGUCUGUGGUCCAAGAGGACUACCAGGCAGAGAUGGCACUUGUACCCCAGGGCCAAAAGGAAGCCCUGGCUAUCCUGGAGCACCUGGAAACCCAGGUAGGGAUGCACUAGGGAUGGAGCCACUACUAUUGGACUUGAUUGACCCUUUGAUAAAAGAGACCCUGAAUCUGACCAAUGACUGACUAUUCAUACUAAAUGACAUUAAACUAAAGAUUGAACUGCUUUGUAUGUAGGUUUUCCCGGUCCACCUGGUCCUCCAGGCCCCUCAGGGCCGGGGUUAAAGGGAGAAAGAGGGGACCCUGGAAGUACAGGGAGCCCAGGCCAUGGUGGACCCCCAGGAGAUCCAGGCCCUCAAGGACCCCCUGUAAGUGAAAAAGAAGAUGAUGGUUGAGUUUCAGUUUUCAGGGAUUAGACUUUUAUGGAUGUGUGAUUUUUUUAAAGUCGAGUUUUUUAUUAGAAAUAUUCAUAAUACCAUGGGCGCUUUUACAUGUGCUUUCUGUAUAGUUAGACAGAUUACCAAGAUAAGAUAACUUUUAAAACAGUUUUACAUUUUCAUCACAGACAAUACUCUCGCUCAGAGUUCUCGAAUAGUCACAGCAACUCUUAAAGUUCAAUUUUUCAACCUCUCCUUUGUUGCUUUUGCAUUCCAGGGUGUAGGAGGCAGACCUGGAGGCCCAGGACCAAGAGGUGAUCUCGGUCCUUAUGGAUUCCAAGGCCCCCUUGGUAAUCUAUCACUUCACUUCAGCCGAUAGAUGAAGAUUUCUCUUUGACUUUCCCCAGACAAAGUCAGAUGUGUCACCACAGAAGAGUAAUAGUCGGGGAUUGAUUUAUGUUCCUGCACCUGAGGUGAAAAACAAACAGGACAGAGAAUAAAAGGGAGGAGACACUAAGAUACAUGAGGAUUGAUUUUACUUCUUUCUUUGAUGCCUGAUGAUGUGAAUUUUCAAUGUGAUGAUAAUAAAAGAGACUUUCUUCUCAAUUUGAAUUAUAACCUUUGUGUUUUAGGUGACAGAGGAGAGCCCGGAUACAACCCAGGCCCACGUGGUCCGCCUGGGGGGAAAGGUUUUCCUGGACGACCUGGUGUGGCAAAUAUCUGUUUCACUUUAUAGCUCACAAAAAUCAGAACCACGACCUUGUAAUGUCAUAAAAACUCAAUCUAUCAGCACAUCCUUCAUGGAAUAUCAAUCUGACAUAGCGGCUUUUUAUUCACUCCUGCUCUUCCCUUUUAGGCCAAAAAGGUGAUCCACGCUCUCCUGAUGGGAUACCUAUACCAGGAGAUCCUGGCUCACCUGGUCUACCUGGAGUUACAGGAGUUACAGGAAGCUCUGGGCCACCAGGACCACCAGGACCACCAGGUCCAAAAUCUUAAUUGUGCACAAUAGUGAUAUUAGUUUGCAGUAAAACGACCAGUUUUUGCAUGUUCAUUGAAAGAUCAUGGAUAACUGUAGAGCGGUGUGUGGUUUGAAAAUCCUGUCAGUCCUGAACUGCUUUAUGGACUAUUUCUGACUCUCAAACUUUAUCAAACAGGCCAGCCAGGCAUUAAAGGACAACGUGGCACCAGCCCAGCUGGCCAGCCAGGAUUUCCAGGCCUCAAAGGAGACAAAGGAAGGGCAGGCACACCAGGUGUGUGCAUGUUGGGGUGUUGGUGUAUGAGGGCAAAUUUUCAUGUGUGUUGAUGAGCAAGGAGUUUCCGUUAAUAUCUCACUGUGUAACCUCACAUUGUGGAGGAUAUGGAUGACAGUAAAACAAGUGCAUUAAAAACUGGUUCCAUUAAAUGCUGAAUUUUGAAAUCUUGGUUGUACAUUAAAGCUUGUAUCAAGGAUGCAUCUUUAAAAAAAACCUCUGUGAUGGUUCUUAAUGACAAUGUCUGUUUCUUCUCCAGGUUUGGAAGGACCACGGGGAAACCCAGGCCAAAAGGGUCCACCAGGGUGGCCAGGCAAAGCUGGUCCAGGCUACGUUGACAGUUUCCUGAUAGCGAGACACAGUCAGAGCAAGCGUGAACCUGACUGUCCUAGUGGCAGCACCCGCAUCUACACUGGUUACUCCUUUCUCUUCAUUAAUGGCAAUGAAAGAGCACACGGUCAGGACCUUGGUAAGAGCAUAAAAACUGAAAUACUGGGAGUAUUUGCAGAGUAGAAAAUAAAUGUUUCCUUGAGAUGUUAAAUGAAAACCAUUCUUAAAACUCUCAUUAUUUCCAGGCACCUCAGGAAGCUGUCUCCCUCGUUUCUCCACCAUGCCCUUCAUGUUCUGUGACACAGAAACAAACUGCCGCUAUGCUUCUCGUAACGACUACUCCUACUGGUUGUCAACUGAUACGCCUAUGCCGGCAAACAUGGAGUCCAUCUCAGGGGACAUGCUGGCCUCCUACAUCAGCAGGUGGUGGACUUUGGUCACACAGGUUCUCAGAAUCUGGGUUUUAUUGUUAUAUGUAAAUAAUGUUUUUUAAGCCGAGUCAUAUAGAAAGAAUAUACCUGCUGAACAUCUUACAAACCAGGUUUUAAAAUAACUCUUGGUGGAAUGUGAGAACUCUCAAAGGCCCAAAACUUCUAAAGUAGUCUCGUCAUGUCUAAAACUAAAAGCCCUUUUGGAAAAAUUCAUGAAAACUUGUGCGUUUUAUCAGUUUUAAGUCCAUGCAUUUGCAGGUCAGGAUGAUUGGUUCUCUUCAAUUUGAUCGUCAUUGGCAGAAAUUUCUCAUUUUUUGGUCACAACUGCGAACUAUAUUGGUAAAUGUCUGUGUAUACAUUCCGUUCUAGGUGUUCAGUAUGUGAAAUCACCUCCAAAGUCAUAGCGGUACACAGCCAGACAACUCAGCUACCUGCAUGUCCUAGAGACUGGGAGUCCCUGUGGACAGGAUACUCAUUCGUCAUGGUAAAGAAGUCACUUUUCCCCCUCCUUGAAAAUCUGUACUGUCUCAUAAGCUGUUUUCGAUAUCAUUUUCUUUUUUUGACCUUCAUCCCCUUUAGCAAACAGGUGCUGGAGCAGAGGGCUCCUCCCAGCCCCUGGUGUCCUCCGGCUCAUGUCUGGAAAGUUUUCGCCAAGUGCCCUUCAUUGAAUGUCACGGCAGAGGGACAUGUAACUACUACCCGGAUUCUUAUAGCUAUUGGCUGGCCUCCAUAGACUCCACCAAAAUGUUCAGGUAAACAGCUGCCUUCAGUUUGAGCGCUCAUUGAGAGAAGUAGAACAAUUAAAAUGCAAUUUCUAAGACUUUUUCAACCUACUGAUAGUCAGUAGUAUCUUACUGUCUUGUCUGUAUUUGUGUAAUUUGGUAACAGUCUCGUGAGAAACAUUUCACUAAGUGUUCAUCCAAAACUAUCUUGUUUAAAAUAGCCUUUUUUUUUCUUCUAAAGAAUAUUUUCGGGGGUACUUUUUUUGCCUUAUUAAAAAGUAACAGCAGGUAAUGGAGAGGAAAGUAAAAGGAGAGUGAGGGUGGCACAGAGCAAAGGACUGGGGAUGGAAUUGAAUUCAGUGGUGCGAUAAGAGCUGGGCCUUAAAUGGCUUGUGCCUUACCAGGUGAUCUGCCCCAGCCCCAUAUAAUUACAUUCCUAACAGGCUGAUUGUGUGCAUGUGUGUGUGUGUUUGUGUGUGCGUGUUUUACUGUCUCCUUCAGUAAACCUGUUCCUCGGACAGUGAAAGGACCUUCUCUACAAAAUGUAAUCAGCCGAUGCCGUGUCUGCAAGAAAAGACCGUUGCAACAUAUUGUAGAUAAUCAACGUGGGGACAGUUUCUAA
Molecule: messenger RNA, 21628 nt
Organism: Xyrichtys novacula (pearly razorfish)
Lineage: Eukaryota; Metazoa; Chordata; Actinopteri; Labriformes; Labridae
Source: the annotation of a GenBank genome assembly